Molecule: messenger RNA, 1551 nt
Organism: Williopsis jadinii
Lineage: Eukaryota; Fungi; Ascomycota; Saccharomycetes; Phaffomycetales; Wickerhamomycetaceae
Gene: PTM1
Product: Ptm1p
Exons: 1
Coding region: 1-1551 (516 amino acids)
Biological process (GO): retrograde transport, endosome to Golgi
Cellular component (GO): membrane; Golgi apparatus
Source: RefSeq, a predicted model, not a curated record
AUGCAAUUGCCGUUCAAAUACCUGACGGCGUUAUCGUUGCUCGUUACAGGGGCACUGGCCAAUAGAGAAACCAUUGAUCAGGACUAUAAGCAGACGUGUUCUGGUAUGUACGACAAAUCGGCGUUUGGUGGCAGCAUCAACCCGUUCAUCACUACGAAUCUGAAGAAAUACGAAUCCGAACCGGUACAGGUGGCUGUUGUGAUAUUUGAGUACCAGGACAUCGACACCUUUGGUGUUGGCUUAUCCGAUGGAAACAGAAAGUACAUCUGUGAUGAAGUUGCCGUAUCUGAAGGUGUGUGUGAGACAGACAAAUUGGGCCAGUUCAUCGUCAACGAUGACAUCAAGGGUAACAAGUCCCAGGUUUUGGCAUACACGUUGAACAAAUUGGGACUCAGCGAGGAGACAUAUCUCGUCAAGAACACCGGGUAUUAUUGCGUUGCAACCUAUACAUCGACAAGAUCGACAAAGUUCAAAGUUGUUGCAAACUUUAGAAAUUCGUUUGGCCGGAUUGCAGCCUCGGAGUUCCCUAAGUUGCCACUCUAUGCCGUGUUGGCGAUUGCGUAUGCUGUUUGCUUUGCAUACUAUGCGUUCAACUUUUGGAAACAUAGACACGAGGUGCUUCCCCUACAAAAGUACUUUAUGGCAUUCUACCUGUUUUUGACGUUGGAGUGUGUCAUGAUUUGGGGACUGUACGACUUAACCAACAGAAAAGGGUCUGGAGAUGCCGGCGUGAAAGUGUACACAGUCUUCGUCUCCAUACUGAAUGGUAUUAAGUUCACCUUUUCAUUCUUCCUGUUGUUGGUGAUCUCAUUAGGGUACGGUAUUGUCUAUCCUAAGCUCGAUAGAAAAUUGAUGCUGAAAUGUCGUAUCUUUGCAGGUGUUCAUCUAUGUUGCGCAAUUCUGUACAUCAUCACGAACUACCUAGCCAACCCAGGCGACGAGAAUGGUCUCUAUGGACUCUUUGCCAUCCCAGUGAUCAUCACAACGGCAAUCUUUUACAUUGCGACGUUGAAGUCGUUGUCAACGACAACGGCCCUGUUACACGCGCAGAAACAGAACGUGAAGUUACAGAUGUAUCAAAAGUUGUUCCGCAUCAUCUUUGUAUCGAUGCUUGUGCUAAUAUUCGGCGUCAUCGUGUCCUCCUUCAUCUUUAUCGGCAUGUCAACCACUGAGAUGAUUGAGCAGCACUGGAAGUCCAGAUUCUUCUUCCUGGACUUCUGGCCAACGCUGGUGUACUUCUUCAUCUUCAACCUCAUUGCAUUCAUCUGGAGACCAACAGACACUUCAUACAUGCUUGCAGCCUCGUCUCAACUGCCAACUGACCCGGAGAACGCUGCCGACUUCGAGCUGGACGAUCUCCAGUCCCUCCAGGACACACAGAACGACGCAGAGUACCAGAACGUUGGCGAUAACGACAGCCUCAACCUGGGCUCCGACGAGGACGACGACCUUCGUGACGAUCACACACGCACCAGCACUUCUGACCAGGACCCGUUCAGAGACCCGACAAACCCGUUUGACGAUCCAAAGAACAGUAAGAAGACCACUUGA